CAUGGCAGCAGCUGGAGUUCCCGGGGACAGAAAGGGUAUUUUGGAACGUCUGGACAGUGGAGAAGUUGUAAUUGGAGAUGGAAGCUUUCUCAUAACUCUGGAAAAGAGGGGCUAUGUGAAGGCUGGACGCUGGACUCCGGAAGCAGUAGUAGAACAUCCAAAUGCAGUUCGUCAGCUUCACAUGGAAUUCUUGAGAGCAGGAUCAAAUGUCAUGCAGACUUUCACCUUCUCGGCCAGUGAAGACAAUAUGGAAAGCAAGUGGGAAGAUGUAAAUGCUGCUGCCUGUGACCUCGCCAGGGAAGUGGCUGGAAAAGGCGAUGCUUUGGUAGCAGGGGGGAUUUCCCAGACAUCAGUGUACAAACACCACAAGGAUGAAGCUACAAUCAAAAAAAUUUUUCGACUACAGCUAGAAGUUUUUGCCAGGAAAAAUGUGGACUUCGUAAUUGCAGAGUAUUUUGAGCAUGCUGAGGAAGCCGUGUGGGCUGUGGAAGUCCUAAAGGAAGCUGGUAAACCCGUGGCAGCUACCAUGUGCAUAGGCCCAGAGGGAGACAUGCAUGAUGUACCACCCGGAGAAUGUGCCGUUAAACUGGUGAAGGCAGGGGCUUCAAUCGUUGGUGUGAACUGCCGAUUUGGACCCAGCACCAGCUUGAGGACAAUGAAACUCAUGAAGGAAGGCCUUCAGGCUGCAGGGUUGAAAGCGCACCUGAUUGUACAGUCCCUGGGAUUCCACACACCUGACUGUGGCAAAGGAGGGUUUUUGGAUCUCCCAGAAUACCCCUUUGCACUGGAGCCCAGAGUUGCAACCAGAUGGGAUAUUCAAAAGUACGCCAGAGAGGCCUACAACCUGGGUAUCAGGUACAUUGGCGGCUGCUGUGGGUUUGAGCCCUACCACAUCAGGGCAAUUGCAGAGGAGCUGGCCCCAGAAAGGGGAUUUUUGCCACCGGCUUCAGAAAAACAUGGCAGCUGGGGAAGUGGUUUGGACAUGCACACCAAACCCUGGAUUAGAGCAAGGGCUAGAAGGGAACAUUGGGAAAAUCUGCUGCCAGCUUCAGGCAGACCGUUCUGUCCUUCGCUGUCAAAGCCAGAUGCCUAAGAAGUGAUGAAUGAAAACACUGAAAUAAUAGAGCAGAAGGAAAUCUCACUCAAAUCCUAUCUGGAACCCCUU
Molecule: messenger RNA, 1165 nt
Organism: Trichechus manatus latirostris (Florida manatee)
Lineage: Eukaryota; Metazoa; Chordata; Mammalia; Sirenia; Trichechidae
Gene: BHMT2
Product: betaine--homocysteine S-methyltransferase 2
Exons: 8
Coding region: 2-1093 (363 amino acids)
Biological process (GO): L-methionine salvage
Cellular component (GO): cytosol
Molecular function (GO): zinc ion binding; S-methylmethionine-homocysteine S-methyltransferase activity
Source: RefSeq, a predicted model, not a curated record